AUGAUCAGAAAAAUUAUGACUCCUGCCAUGAGGAAAGCGCUGCGUGAUGCAAACUGGGAAGUGCGAGUUAGCCGGAACACUGACCGGCUGUACAAUACUUACAUCCGGUGGGAGGACGAAGAAGGUGAAGCCAUGGAGGGGUUCGAUAUCUUCGGUGUAGCGAUGCUACACUAUAUCGCCGAGAACUGGCGUCGUCAAUGGCAUUGGGAGCAAGAGUCCUACAACCUGUGGGCAAUGCUCACUGGAAGGCGGCGGAAAGACCACGACGAAGAAAAAGAUGAGGGGAGGCAAUUUUCCAAACGUCAGAAAAAUUAUUAA
Messenger RNA from Microplitis demolitor, 318 nucleotides. RefSeq lists its product as uncharacterized. The record is from RefSeq and is a predicted model, not a curated record. The coding region runs from base 1 to 318 and encodes 105 amino acids. The transcript has 4 exons. NCBI's taxonomy places the organism in Eukaryota, Metazoa, Arthropoda, Insecta, Hymenoptera, Braconidae.